CUAGUUUGCAUCAUCGCAUUGGUUCAGUGGCAACGAUGGAGAUGUUCUGCAAUCUUCGACGCAGAAGAUGUCCUGAUAAUGACUGGUGUCUCAAAAUAUAUGAGCCGGAUCCUCUUCUUGAAGCAAGCAUUGAAUUCAAGAUCCUCUGCUGUUCUUGAGACUGAGGGCAAUAUGGUCCGACCAUCACCAAAACACGAUCAGGUUGAUGUGGAUUCUCAUAGUUUCUUGUUUCAUCUACUUCGAGAUUUAUUAGAAUUGGCUCUACACUGGAACAAAACCUGUUGUUCUCAUCGACAAUAUUUUGUGUUGUUGAAAGAUAUUGUACUUCUACUUCUUUGGCUCUUCAUUGCAGUUGCGUUGGUGAAUCUGAAAUUUCAUUAGCCUGCAAUUUCUAUCUUUCAGGCACCUAAAGGUAAAGGAGGUUGUUUCAAAAUGGAUCAGUCAAUGAUAGAUCAGUUGUCCAUGAAGGACAGGCAGAUAGUGCUGAGCCAGAUGAACGAUAUGCAAGUCGCCGAAAGCAUGAGCACGUACAAUCUACUUGUCUAUUAUAGAAAAAUGAUACACUUUCAUGCAUUAUGUUAACUGAUUUCGCGAAAUAGGUGGAUGUCUGCACUAGCAGUGGUGCUAUAACUUUUUGGCUAUCAGCCUUCAUUGAUUUGAUCAUCAUGGACUAGGUCCUAGAGCAAAUCUUUCUCUCUUUCUUCACGAUAAGGUACAACAACCUAGUCGAGAGGUGUUUCGGAGAAUGUGUGAACACCUUCAGGCAGAAGUCGCUAGAUGACGGUGAGGAGAACUGCGCAAAGAGGUGUGUCCAGAAAUUUAUGACCUAUUCACAAAGGGUAGCGCAAAGAUUCGCAGAAAAGAACGCACAAGUUGCUGGACAAAUGAAAUGAACUUUUUUGAGAAUAAUUCAUUGUCAAGAUGAAUUUUCCAAUCAUGUUAAUUUUUUGAAAAAAGUUUUGCGGCCCCCCAAACGCCGUUCGCGAAUGCAACUCCCACCUGUUGCGAAAAUAAUGUUCAUAUCAACGCACUCAUAAACGUUCUUAUACAUGGUUUAGCCGUCUUUUACAUGUUAUCAUGUUGUGUCCUCGUUGAUGAUGCGACACUGCGCGCGCACAAUUGGAGAAGGACGGCAUGUCGUGUCAGACGGGUUGAUUAUUCGGCAGAAAUCCGAAACGUUUCUUUAGCGACGCAAG
Amoebophrya sp. A25 is the source of this 1196-nucleotide messenger RNA. The record is from the annotation of a GenBank genome assembly. Lineage: Eukaryota; Dinophyceae; Syndiniales; Amoebophryaceae.